Molecule: messenger RNA, 1084 nt
Organism: Solanum verrucosum
Lineage: Eukaryota; Viridiplantae; Streptophyta; Magnoliopsida; Solanales; Solanaceae
Product: protein PHLOEM PROTEIN 2-LIKE A1-like
Exons: 3
Coding region: 39-830 (263 amino acids)
Source: RefSeq, a predicted model, not a curated record
AUAUUAGACUUGGAGAAGAUUGUUAAUAAUCUCUUAAGAUGGGUGCAAAGCAAUCAAUUAAGAAUCCAAAAAAUAGAGAGCGAACGUCUGUGAAGACAGAAGAACCAAGCAAGCUAAGACCAGAAAGAAGCAAAACUGAUGUCAAUUAUAAUGCAGAAACUACAAAAAUAAGAGUCCAGCCUCCAUAUAUAAGACCUCAGCUUCCAUAUUAUCUGAAUGACAUCUUGAAAGAAGCAGACUCUCCGUUGGAGAUUGAUAUAUUGUCCACAGAGCGACUAUAUGAACAGCUAUAUAAUGGAGUCCACCUCAAACAAAAUAAGAAGAAGUACUGGAUUGACAGAACGAAUAACGCAAACUGCUUUAUGUUAUAUGCAAAAGAUCUCUCAAUCACUUGGGGAGAAGACAAUCGUUACUGGGAUUGGGUAGAUAUAAAAGAGACAAGUGAUGAAAAAAUUUUAGCAGCAGAACUAAAAACUGUGUGUUGGCUGGAAGUUUGUGGGAGGUUUGAUACAGAAGCACUUACGCCAGAAAAAUUGUACGAGGUAGUGUUCGUGGUGAAGAUAAAAGAAAAUGCAGAUGGACUGGAAUCAAUUACAUUGAGGCUUAUCAUCCCAAAUAAGUCAAGCAACGAUGUUACAGUAAAUCUGAUGAAUGUAACAGAAAGAGAAAAAUGGAUAGAAGUGCCAGUAGGUGAGUUCUUCACGAUCAGUGAGAUUAAGAGGAAGAAGAAGAGGGAGGAGAUUGAAAUUUUUCUAUAUGAAACCGAGAAACUGAAUUGUAAACAUGGUUUAGUCAUCAAAGGUAUUGUUAUUUGUCCCAAAGUGUCCUGAGAUUUUCCGUCUGGGUGAUUUACAAGAAUGACUUUAGAGGUGGAUGAUCUUGAACUUAUAAUCUUGCUUGCCCCAUUAACAGAACAUCAAGUUUCGACUUUUGGCCUUGAAGGUUUACCCAUGUGGCAAAAGUUCAAGACCAGCUAUUUCCAAGGUCAUUAGGUGUUAAUUUCCUAAAGAAUAAGAAGCUUAUGUAAUUUAUUUUGGAGAUAUAAGUUUGUUCAGUUCGAAAUUCAGUGACUAAUGACCUGCCA